AUGGUGAAUUCGUUGCCGGAGGAUGCCCUGGCAGAAAUCCUCGUGAAACUGCCCGUCAAGACAUUGUUGAGAUUCUGCUGCGUCUCUAAAACAUGGUUCGCUUUGAUCAACAGCCCUUAUUUUGAAGACAAGCAUCUGAAAUACUUACACAGCAAGAAUCGCAAAGUCGUCCUCGUCAAGCGGUUCAUCAAGAACGAAUUCAAAACCCUGUUAUCAUUCCAUUCUCACGAUGAAGAUGAAUCUCUCCCCAGUGUUGCCCCUAAUAUAGAGCUACCUUCGUGGAAUCGUUACUCAUUCGACAUAUAUGGAGCGUGCAAUGGCAUCGUUUGCUUCUCGGAUCUCUCCGAAAUUCAUCUGUGUAAUCCUGCAACACGCCAAUUCCUGACACUUCCUCCAAGCCUCCGCUUUGAUCCACCAAAAGGGUUCAAAUCGGUCAGUCCACAUGCUUUAGGGUUUGGCUUUGAUCCAUCCACCCAAGAUUACAAGGUAGUCAAGCUAUAUAAACUUUAUCCAAAAUCAAGAAGUAAUUAUUCUUAUUUGGGGAUGGUGAUGGGAGUUCAAAUAUACAAGCUCUGUACAAAUUCUUGGAGAAAGGUUGAUCUUAUCCUUCCACAAGUAGUGAACAUUUAUCCCCCAUGUUUCCCUGCCACAGUCAAUGGAUGCUUUCACUGGGAUGCAUCUGACAUCGACCCUGAGUCGGGGUCGGUCAUGAGAAAUAUCCUUUCUUUCAACAUGUGCACUGAGUCUAAGGAAUUAUAUUCUGUUCACUUGGGGAAGUCCAACGUUUUGUUUUGUUCAAUUAUAUCUAUUGUUUGA
Coffea arabica (coffee) is the source of this 816-nucleotide messenger RNA. RefSeq names its product F-box protein CPR1-like. The record is from RefSeq and is a predicted model, not a curated record. Gene Ontology annotation, molecular function: protein binding. NCBI's taxonomy places the organism in Eukaryota, Viridiplantae, Streptophyta, Magnoliopsida, Gentianales, Rubiaceae.